UCCAACAGGCACAUCCAAAUCGACCUGUAAAGCCCUCUAAGGGUUCCAAAUUGACCUUAGCGGGAAACCAGUCGAUGUGAGGUUUGCACUAAUUUUCGAUAUGGACACGGAGGAAAAGGAAAGAAAACAGCUAGAGAAAGAGACAAAGAAGGGAAAAACACUGUGGAACAAUCACAAGUGGAACCGACAUGUGGAAGUAGACAACAACCCGUGUUUGGAGGAAUCAAAAUCCUCAUUGCAGUGUAUAGAGGAGCAUUACAGCAAGAGAGAACUCUGCAACAGUCACUUUGAAGCUUACAAGACUUGUAAGAAGUAUUGGCAUGCUGUUAUGAGGGAAAGGAUACGACGUGGGAUCAAACCCCCAAUGCCGACACAUGAUGAGAGAGAAAAAAUGAAAAAAGAACUUGGCAUAAGCUUUGUUGUGUCUUAGUGGUUGAGUGGUUGAUCUAAUUCCUGUAGGGUAAGAAGAUGUACAGAUGCAUCUAAGAUAAUUAUUCUGUUGUAACUUUGUAACUUUGAUUCAUAAAUCAUAAUACUACCUUGACAAUUAACAUUUUACCUGUAAAUAGUAUUAUUUGAACUUCAAUGCAGAGCCAAAUAUCCAUGAACCAGUGUACAAAUGUAGUUUAAGAAAUCCAAUGUUAUUUUUAAAACAUGAAAGUGCAAGCCCAUCGGCAAAGCCUCUUUCCCCCAAAUGAUGGCUACUAGUAUUUCCAUUUUAUUCUGUGACAAAUUAUACUGCCCAGACAGAGCAGUCAACUUAUGAAAAUUAUCAUCCCUGUGCAUACAUGUUGUUGUACUUCUCUACAGCAGAAUUUGGACAGGGGAUCUUUUCUGUAUGGUUCUUUAAAGGCAAGAAUCAUUAACUCAGGGUGUAAAUUCAAGAGAGAAUAAUAAUGCAAGAGUACUAGAAAACACAAUGCUUGCAAUGUCUCCAUGUUUCAAAGACUACUUGCCAUCAUUUCAAUGGGAAACAUAAGUGUUUGGAAAAACUUUUAAAAGUGAUGCUGUGAAAGUGUGUUCAAUAAUAGAAUAUAACUUGGAAGAGGGGUCUUUUCCACAGAAUAUCUCACAUUGUGUCAUAUUGAUUUGGGUAUAGUUCAAUAUUUACAAGCACACAGCAAGCGUUUGUUCCAAAUGAUGCUGCACGUGAUAAGGCUUGCCCAUAGAUAUUUAUGUUUGGUCUGUGGAACAAAGCUGUGGAGCAGGUGCACUGAGUCUACAUGUACUUCUGACAAGUUGGAAUAUAUGUAACAACUGACUAUCAUUGCAUAAUGUGUUUGGUGUUUUGGACUAACCUUGGGAGAUUGGCAGCCAUCUGUUAUGACUUUGUACCAUUUCUUUAACAGCUGUCAGGAAAUAGAAGUUAUCACAGUUCCAUACUGUCCUUGAACACUUCCUUACAAUGCAUCUGUUUUUGACUAAAAUACUACUUCAAGUUCAAUAAAAAAUGUUAAACUUUUUUUGACUAAAAUACUACUUCAAGUUCAAUAAAAAAAUUUUAAACCUUGCUUA
Molecule: messenger RNA, 1515 nt
Organism: Branchiostoma floridae (Florida lancelet)
Lineage: Eukaryota; Metazoa; Chordata; Leptocardii; Amphioxiformes; Branchiostomatidae
Product: coiled-coil-helix-coiled-coil-helix domain-containing protein 7-like
Exons: 3
Coding region: 101-430 (109 amino acids)
Source: RefSeq, a predicted model, not a curated record